ACUAAUUGUCAUAAUAAAAAUUCUUGUCAAAAAUUAUAUGAAAUUAAAUGAAACUCGUACACGUAUUAUAUACCCCCAUAACCAAAAAACGAAAUGAUUAUUGAAAUAAAAGAAGACCACCAAAUGGAGGAGUUAAUGACUCAAUACAAAUCUCAGGAUAUGUUAGUUGUUGUAGAAUUCUAUGCUAAUUGGUGCGCACCUUGUCGAAAUUUUGUUCCAGUAUUACACGAAACUGCUGAAAAACAUAAAGAAAUGCCUAUUCUGUUGGUCGAUGUGGAUACCUGUGAUGACAUUGCUCAUACUUAUCGAGUUAUGGCGACUCCAUAUUUUCUGUUUUACAAAAAAGGCGUGCUUGUAGACAAAUUUGCAGGUGCUAAUGUGAAAAAAUUUAAAUUUGUUUUAGAAGAACAUUUGCCCAUACCUAUACCAGACCCCAAUCCACAAAAAGAGGGGAAGAAAGAGGAAAAUUCGACUUCAAAAGAUGAAAAUAAUAAGCAGGGACGAAAAUCAUCUAAGGACGAAAGGGAAUCAAGGAAGAGCACUAAUUCAACUAAAAGUAAAUAACAAUUAUUCUUGACUACGUAAAGUCUUAUAUUGUAAGCUGUCAGUAAAAAAAUAUUGGCCAAUAAUAAUAUUUUUAAUAUUCCUCAUGUCUGUUUACUGUAUAGUGGAAUAUUUAUGUAGCUAUUCAACCGCAAAGGGCACACGACUGAUUGUUAUUAUUUAUUUCCAUUUAGUUAACAUUUUCUUUAAAAUAAAUUUAUAAAUAAUUCGUAAAUAAAAUAGCUUUUAACAAA
Molecule: messenger RNA, 797 nt
Organism: Diabrotica virgifera virgifera (western corn rootworm)
Lineage: Eukaryota; Metazoa; Arthropoda; Insecta; Coleoptera; Chrysomelidae
Product: thioredoxin-2-like
Exons: 2
Coding region: 94-564 (156 amino acids)
Source: RefSeq, a predicted model, not a curated record